Molecule: messenger RNA, 426 nt
Organism: Procambarus clarkii (red swamp crayfish)
Lineage: Eukaryota; Metazoa; Arthropoda; Malacostraca; Decapoda; Cambaridae
Source: RefSeq, a predicted model, not a curated record
AUGGUUGUGUUGCAGAGUGUGAGCGAGAUGACCCUACCCCCUCACCUGGUGGACGUGACUUCUGUGCUCCGCGGCGCCCUGCCUGUCUUGCCGCGCUCCCUAGCCGCCCUCUGCCUCACCCUCAAUAUUCUCCUCCCUGGUCUAGGGACUGCGGCCAGUGGGUGGCUGGGCCUCUGCUGGGGCAGGAAUCGCAUGGGGACUAUGGAGACGACUGGCCAUCGCUUCACCUCAGUGGUGGUGACUGCAGUCACCGGCUUCGUCCAGCUCUUCACCGUGACAUUCUUCCUGGUCGGGUGGUUCUGGGGAGUGGCGUGGGGCAUCCUGCUCGUCUCCAUAGCCAACAAAUACGCCCACUUCCUCUCCGAGCACCGCACCUCCCUCACUGGAGCUGUCAGUCUGGAGAUGUUGGCGGUCAACGCCAGCUGA